AUGAAGAAUAUUCUUAAGAAGUUUCAGAUAAUGUCUAAGAAAUCAGAAAAUGAACAAGGGUUUUCUUCAUUUUCAUCUUCUAAGAAGCUUAAUAGGAAGAGUCAUAGCUCUACAUCUUUGAACCAAGAAAAAUUUGAGAGGAUGGAACCAUCUGAGACAGUGAGAGCUGUUGAUUUGAGCGUUGUUUCGGAUUCGGGUAGGCACGAUUCGGGUUUUGGUGCAAAGGCUUCCGGGGAUCCUGAAGUAGAGGAAGAGUAUCAAUUGCAACUGGCUUUAGAGAUGAGUGCAAAAGAGGAUCCUGAGGCUGUGCAGAUUGAAGCUGUUAAGCAGAUUAGUUUGGGGUCUUGUGAUCCGGAUAAUACACCAGCUGAAAUUGUGGCAUACAGAUAUUGGAAUUACAAUGCUCUUGGUUACGACGAUACAGUCAUGGAUGGAUUCUAUGAUCUGUAUGGGAUCUUAACCGAGUCAAACGCAGCGAGAAUGCCUUCCCUUAUAGAUCUUCAAGGAAGACCAAUCUCAGGUAAUGUCACAUGGGAAGCUGUCUUAGUCAAUAGGGCUGCUGAUUCUAAUUUGUUGAAACUUGAGCAGAAAGCACUCGAGCUGACCGUCGAAUCGAGACGUGAUUCUGAAGUAGUUAUAGAUACGGAUUUGGUUCACACGCUUGCAGUAUUUGUGUCUGACUAUAUGGGUGGACCAGUUGGAAAUCCUGAAAGCUUGUCAAAAGCAUGGAGAAGUCUUAGUUAUAGUCUGAAAACAACUCUUGGUAGCAUGGUUUUGCCACUUGGUUCUUUGACUAUUGGAUUAGCACGGCAUCGAGCAUUGUUAUUUAAGGUUCUAGCUGAUAGAUUGAGUAUUCCGUCGCGGUUGGUGAAAGGACAGCAAUAUACAGAUUCUGAUGAUGCGGCAAUAAACUUUGUCAAGAUUGAUCGAAGGGAGUAUAUUGUUGAUCUAAUGGCAGAUCCGGGAACUCUUAUUCCAUCCGACGCUAAUGGAUCGCAUAUUGUGUAUGAUGAAUCCGUUUUUGUAGCAAGCCCUUCAUCAAGAGACGUCGAUUCGUCUCGUGUAGCAUCAUCUAGCAGUGGAGUAGGAAGUUCAUCUGAAGAAACUUCUGAUGUUGGAAUGUCAGGCAACGGAAACAGAUCAAAACAUCACCAUGUUAAAAAGGUUAAUUCAUAUGUGCAUACAAGAUCAUCUUCUUGGAGUGAAGGGAUUGGUUCCUCUGUCGUAAAUCGAAUGAAAGCCAAAAACGUUUCACAAUUUAUGAUCGACACUGCCAAGGAAAAUCCUCACUUAGCUAAAAAACUUCACGAUGUUUUACUCCAAAGUGGUAUUGUUCCUCCUCCAAAUUUAUUUUCCGACAUUUAUCACAAAGAAUCUGUUUUCUCAACCAAAGUAGAAGAUGAACAUAAACAAAGAAGUGAACAUCAAGAAAUGGUAUUCGAUGAUAGUCUCGGCCAUGCUAGGUUUAAGCCCGUAGAAGGUUUAGGAACCAAUCUUCCUCUUCAUACAAGAGAAGGUGUUGGAAAAUUUAUACCAACUCAGGUAAAAUAUGGGAAAAAGGUGCCAGCUGCUGCUGCAGCUGCCGCAGCAGCUGCGGUUGUUGCAUCCUCUAUGGUAGUUGCUGUGGCAAGGUCAAACACUGACUCCAACAUUGAGCUUUCAGUCUCAGCAGCUGCUACUGCUGCAGCUGUAGUAGCAACUACUGCUGCAGUUAGCAAGUACGAGCACAGCAGUCGAAGUGAUGCGGAUACCGAAAGUUCUGGAACGAAUUUGGAAGGCGAGAGAAGAUCUGGUAGCUCAGUUGUAAGUAAUGGCAGUACAAAAUCUGAUUGUUCUUUAGACGAAGUUGCUGAGUAUGAAAUUCCAUGGGAGGAAAUCACACUCGGUGAACGUAUUGGACUUGGAUCUUACGGGGAGGUGUAUCGCGGGGAAUGGCGAGGAACCGAAGUUGCUGUAAAAAGGUUUUUAAAUCAAGAUAUAUCUGGUGAAGCACUUGAAGAAUUCAUUAGUGAGGUCAGAAUAAUGAAAAGAUUGAGGCAUCCAAAUGUGGUUCUCUUCAUGGGAGCUGUAAUUCGACCUCCAAAUCUUUCAAUCGUUACUGAAUUUCUACCAAGAGGAAGUUUGUAUAGAUUAAUUCAUCGGCCAAACAAUCAAUUAGAUGAACGAAGGCGUUUGAGAAUGGCUCUAGAUACUGCUCGAGGAAUGAACUAUUUGCACAACUGCAGUCCAGUGAUAGUACAUCGCGAUUUGAAGUCUCCAAAUCUUCUUGUUGAUAAAAAUUGGGUUGUAAAGGUCUGUGAUUUUGGCUUAUCACGUAUGAAGCAUAGCACAUUCCUUUCUUCCAGAUCAACUGCAGGCACGGCCGAGUGGAUGGCUCCUGAAAUGUUGAGAAACGAACCGUCAAAUGAAAAGUGUGAUGUCUAUAGCUUUGGGGUCAUAUUAUGGGAGCUAUCUACUUUGCAGCAGCCUUGGAGAGGAAUGAAUUCCAUGCAAGUUGUUGGUGCCGUGGGUUUCCAAUAUCGCCGCCUUGACAUUCCAGACGACAUGGAUCCUGCCAUUGCAGAUAUUGUCAGAAAAUGCUGGCAGACAGAUCCAAAAGCAAGACCUACAUUUGCUGAGAUAUUGGCAGCUCUAAAGCCGUUACAGAAGCCAAUUGCCGGUUCUCAAGUGCCUCGACCGACUGUCUCUGGCAGGCACAGGAAGGAUCAAUCAUCAGCUGCGGAAAGAUAG
Lathyrus sativus (Indian pea) is the source of this 2730-nucleotide messenger RNA. The record is from the annotation of a GenBank genome assembly. NCBI's taxonomy places the organism in Eukaryota, Viridiplantae, Streptophyta, Magnoliopsida, Fabales, Fabaceae.